CGAGCCGGGGUGUUUUUUUUCGCGCCAUGGAGGAUCGGCUCUCCUAUGAAAAGACCUUCCUCCAGAUCGAGGAAGCUCAAGCUGGUUUGCCCACCUUGCGCCCUAGGAGUGUUCCUCCAAGGGGCAGAGAAGAUCUGGAGGUCUAAUUGCGUGCAAAGGUCUACUUGCAGUAACGCUGGAGUUCCACAAGCUGAUAUAGCUCUUGCGAGCAUGGAUCUAAGUGAAGCAGCGGAAUUGGAAGAAUUACCAAGUGCACAAGAUCCUCAAGCAAACUCAGCUACGAGCCCAAAGCCUUAAUCACCAGGAUGCAGCAUGUUUUGCAGCACGUUCUGAUGCUCGACCAGGAGCUCCGUCUCCAGGGAGUUAUGGCCAUCCAGACGUGUGCCGAAGGCCAUGUAUCCUCUUCGUGCGGAACACCUGUCAGAGAGGCUCGACCUGUGGCUUUUGUCACUUGCCACAUGAAACACGCCUUCCCAGCUUCAACCUCCAGCAGAGACACUUUCUCCAGAAGCUCUCCGACUCCAAUUUUCUCCAGAUGAUUCUUCCUCAUAUCCAGCAGCGUGUGGACGAGAGUGAGUUUCAUGGUGCGCGUGAGCUGCUGGAACUGCUGAAGCGUGAGCUUACCAUCCGCUCUCCGCUUGAAGAUGGCGAGGAUGGCGAGGGGCAUCCGGAUGUACAGCGAACCCCACGGAACAUUCGCUACGUCCUGGAACGCAUGAGCUUGGGAAGCCUUAUUGUCUUGGUUUGCGCGAAGGAGAUGAGGGGCCAUCUGGUGAUGGUGGCUGCAGAGGCCUUGCAGAGCUUGCGUGCUGAAGUGAAGUUUUUGGAGAGAGCAGAGGUGUGCAAGACCUAGAAAAUACAUGUCUAUCAACCAA
Molecule: messenger RNA, 875 nt
Organism: Durusdinium trenchii
Lineage: Eukaryota; Dinophyceae; Suessiales; Symbiodiniaceae
Source: the annotation of a GenBank genome assembly